Molecule: messenger RNA, 699 nt
Organism: Cavenderia fasciculata
Lineage: Eukaryota; Evosea; Eumycetozoa; Acytosteliales; Cavenderiaceae
Exons: 5
Coding region: 1-699 (232 amino acids)
Source: RefSeq, a predicted model, not a curated record
AUGCAUAAAAAAAGACAGGGUCUAACUGUUUCUCUAGUCGUCUUGUGGCCGAUCUUAAUGUGUAUUCUACCGUUCCAAUCCCAGCGAAAUGUUUUAGCUGCUCUGUUUAUGGGAGAAUCAUAUGAUCAUCAUACAGCUGAUGUUAGAGAGAUGGCAGAUCAACCAGUAUUUUUAGGAGGAGGUAAAUGUUUACCACCAGGGUUAGAAUCAGAAAAUGUUAAUUGGAUGGAACAACCAAUUAUUGAAAAUACAGUACAAGAAGAUUAUGGAGAAGAAUAUAAAUCAAUUGAAUUAUUACGUAAAGAACUUGAUAACAUUAAAAAAUCACUUACAUCAAUAUUAGCACCAGUUGAAUCAAUUUAUAGAAAUCAAGAAAGACUCCUUACAUUGACCAAUGAUCAAGACAAGGCAGCAACAGAAAAAUUGAUAAAAGAUAGUGAGAACAAGCGUGAUCAAGUGAUUGAACAAUUGGAAAAGAAUUUACCAAUGUUUGAUAAACAUCCAGAAUAUGUAUCAUAUAAACAAGGUGUCCAAGAAGCUAUUGCUUUGAGCAAGACACGUUUCAACAACAAAGAAGAACAUUUCAACUUUGGAAAUGCUUGUAAAAAAACUACUACCAACAUUUUCCGUGAUCAAAAGAAUUUAUUAGAGAAAAUGAAAUUAAUUAAAAAGACCAAAGCAGCAGCAGAAAAUAAAUAA